Molecule: messenger RNA, 5030 nt
Organism: Drosophila mauritiana
Lineage: Eukaryota; Metazoa; Arthropoda; Insecta; Diptera; Drosophilidae
Gene: Dop2R
Product: dopamine D2-like receptor
Exons: 10
Coding region: 1-2742 (913 amino acids)
Biological process (GO): adenylate cyclase-activating adrenergic receptor signaling pathway
Cellular component (GO): membrane
Molecular function (GO): G protein-coupled receptor activity; dopamine neurotransmitter receptor activity, coupled via Gi/Go
Source: RefSeq, a predicted model, not a curated record
AUGCAACAGAGGUGCAUGCAACGUAGGUUGAGCCCAUUCGAUUGGCGGCGGGGCAUCAGCAGCAGCGGAACCGGCGGCACCAUGGCAGCCCAGCCAUUGAGCAGCACGGCGGCAACAACUGCGGCGGCAACGGGAGCAACUGCGGCAACUGCAGCAACGGCAGCAACCACAUCGGCGACCUUGAGCACAGCCGCUGCUUCCACCUCGACCACGGCAGCCCCAUCCGCGGGAGCCACGUGGAUGAACCACCACCUGGCGGUGGAAGCGGACGGCUCUCAUCCGGCGAACGGCAGCGAUGCGCAGGCGGGCGUUGAGGGCCCCACAAUGCCAGCCGGCUACAUGCCGCUCUACGAGGAUGUGGAAACGGCGGCGGAGGACGCCGGCUACGCGCUGAUCGACGACAUCAGCGAGUGGCUCUUGGGUUCGGUGGGCGGUGAGGCGGCAGUGGGCGGGCCCGAGAACAGCACGAACUUGGCGGGGACGGGCGCCAACGGAACCCUGGCCUGGCUGGAGGCACUGAACAGCACGCAGCCAGCCCAGAGCAACUCCAGUGCGGAGGACGGUGAGCGGGGGCGGUACUCGCUGCGCAGCUUUGUGGAGCAACAGCUGGCGGGCGGAGGGGCAGCGGGAGCGGGCGACGGCGGCGAUGCUGGCAUCGCGCUGAUCGACAGCGGGGAGGAGGCGGCCCUGGACAAUGUGGCGGAUGCGGAGACGGACUACGGCAUGCUGGGCGGCUUCGGGGAUGCGGAACUGCUCCAGCGGACAGCAACGGCGGCGCGCGAGACGCUGGGCAAUCGAACGGCGCCCUCGACGACCAGUUACGAUGGAGGCGGCUCUGCGGACGUGGGCGUGGCUGGCGGACUGGCCGGUACGGCGGGCGGGGCUGCAGGCGGCGCAGGAGGAUCAGGGGGCAGCACCUUCAUGCUGCUGCUCGAAAACUUUAACGAUUAUUUUCCCAACUACAAUGGAAGCACGGUUUCGGGAACAAGCACCAUUGCGCCGGGAGUGGCCAUCCCGGGGAGCAGGGGCAGCGGACUGCUCCUCGAGCAGAACCUGACGGGACUGUACCUCGACGGCUACCGGCUGAACUGCACCAACGAGACGCUCAACCUGACCGACUCCUGCGGCGAGCUGAGAGUGGUGGACCACAACUACUGGGCGCUCAUCCUGAUCCUGUUCCCCAUCCUGACCCUCUUCGGCAACAUCCUGGUCAUCCUGUCCGUGUGCCGCGAGCGCUCCCUGCAGACGGUCACGAAUUAUUUUAUAGUCUCGUUGGCCAUCGCCGAUCUCCUGGUCGCCGUGGUCGUGAUGCCAUUUGCUGUCUACUUUCUGGUAAAUGGAGCCUGGGCCCUGCCUGACGUCGUUUGUGAUUUCUAUAUAGCCAUGGAUGUGAUAUGCUCUACUUCAUCGAUAUUCAACUUAGUUGCCAUCUCCAUAGACAGAUACAUCGCUGUGACACAGCCAAUAAAGUACGCCAAGCACAAAAAUAGCCGCCGCGUUUGCCUUACGAUACUGCUGGUGUGGGCCAUAUCGGCUGCCAUCGGAUCGCCGAUAGUUCUGGGCCUCAACAACACGCCCAACCGCGAGCCCGAUGUAUGCGCCUUCUACAACGCCGACUUCAUACUCUACUCCUCGCUGAGCAGCUUCUACAUACCCUGCAUCAUCAUGGUGUUUCUCUACUGGAACAUUUUCAAGGCGCUGAGGAGUCGGGCGCGGAAGCAGCGGGCGGCCCGCAAGCCCCACCUAUCGGAACUCACGGGCGGCAGCGUCAUCGAGAACAUUGCCCAGACCCGGCGCCUGGCGGAGACGGCCCUGGACAGCAGUCGCCAUGCCAGCAGGAUCCUGCCGGACGAGGCCGCCACCAACACGGCCAGCGGCUCCAACGAGGAGGAGGACGAGAACGCCAUCUCGCCGGACAUCGACGACUGCCACGUCAUCGUGAACGACAAGUCCACCGAGUUCAUGCUGGCCACCGUUGUCGAGGAGACGGGCAACAGCGUUGUGGCCCAAAUCACCACACAGCCGCAGCUGGUCGUCGCCGAUCCGAAUGGUAAUCAUGAUUCUGGUUAUGCAGCCUCAAACGUUGACGAUGUCCUUGCAGGCGUGGCGCCCGCCUCCGCCUCGGCCGCCACAUCCGCCGCUCCGCGGAGCAGCGGCUCGCCGCCGGACAGUCCGCUGCCCAGUGGCGCCACCCUCCAGCGGUCCAGCGUCAGCAGCCAGCGGCGCCCCACCGGCGACGACUCGCCGAAGCGCGGCGAGCCCGCCCUCAGGUCAGUCGGUGUCGAUAACUCCAGCGUCGCCAUGAAGCCAUUGUCCUUUGUGCGGUACGGAGUGCAGGAGGCCAUGACUUUGGCACGCAACGACUCGACGCUAUCGACUACAUCGAAAACGUCCUCGCGCAAGGAUAAGAAGAACUCGCAGGCGUCAAGAUUCACGAUAUACAAGGUGCACAAGGCCUCGAAAAAGAAACGCGAAAAAUCGUCGGCCAAAAAGGAGCGCAAGGCCACCAAAACAUUGGCCAUUGUUUUGGGUGUCUUCCUGUUCUGCUGGCUGCCGUUCUUCAGCUGCAACAUCAUGGACGCCAUGUGCGCCAAGUUCAAGAAAGACUGCCGACCUGGGCUCACCGCCUACAUGAUGACCACCUGGCUGGGCUACAUCAACAGCUUCGUGAACCCGGUGAUCUACACGAUAUUCAAUCCCGAGUUUCGCAAGGCCUUCAAGAAGAUCAUGCACAUGGGGUGAUUAUCAACGGCGAGCACGUCACCAGCAAUAGUCAUAGCAAUAGCCAAUUGGAUGAUGGGUCCCUUGUGGAACGGAUCGUGCCCGGGAGCGGAUGGCAAAGUGUGCCAAAUGGAGGCCAUCGAUGCAGCAGAGAUCUCAAUUGGGCUCCAGUUUCGUUUCGUUUGUCGUUCGUUGCGUUUCCCAAUAGCUUUAAGGUUCAGCUACUUAUGUAAAUAGAUCUGUACAUACCACUAAACUACAAUACAUACAUACAUGCUAUGUGGAGCAUGGAGCGUGGAUAGCGAGCUGUAGGCUAGGUACAAUUUUUAACAAUUACAUUAAGCUAACCCCAAGUAGCGAUAUAAUCAACACACAGCCAGCACGCGAUUAUGAUUCCAAAGUAGCCGUAAGCAAAGCGCCACGGAUACGAUUCGCUUUACCAGGAUAGAGUAGUGUCCUUCGAAGUGGGCUGCUCCCACAACCUAUCACAUAUCACGAGCAGCAAGCUUUUCCUCCUCCCACCCAAAAACCAAGACCCACGGCACACAGAACCCCCCUUCCGAUUCCCCCAGUACGAUUAGGUAAGCGAGUGUAAAGAAAUUCAUAUCCUUAGAGGCCGGAUUGUUCCACAGCGACACGAGGUGUCGGUACCUAGAGUUAGUUAGCUAAAUCGCGGAUAGAUCGCACUUAAAUCGGAUACAGUAGCUAGCGGGCCUCGAGGUCGGCGCCCUCCACCACAGACACAUCACAUACGAAUGUUCCAAGUUAGUUGGCUGACCGCCCAUUGAUGGGCCAUGGACGUAACCACAACCAUCGGCGACAGAAUUGCACCCAACUUAACAGGGUAACACGCACACACACACGAACAGACGCAAUGAAUCAAAUGAGCCCCACAAAUGAAUACGAUAUCGAGGGGCGCCGACCCCGAUGAAAGUCCCGCUUAGAGGUCACUUUCAGUUCGACUUUCGGUUUGACAUACAGUCUCGUACAGGAUAUACUCGUAUAUACUACAUAGAAGCAUUUAAGAUCCAGAGGUCGUACCUAGGCUAGUCACUUGAUCUAGAUCGAAUAUACUCACCACCCACAUAUGUAUAUGCGUAGAUAUAAAUCAGUUAGUACCAAGGGGAGCCGGGAUGCAUAGCAGGGAGUAGGGGGAGAAUCAGGGUAUCUAGAGCAAAGGCUAUCGCAUUGCUGGAAGCAAUAUGAGGGUUACCUUAGCGGAUAGAGUAGCAAAUAUCGGUGUAAGCGUACGUGUAUAGUGGAAUAUCAAAACUGAGUUUUGAAACACGGACCGAAGCCUGUGUCCUGCCGCAAAUGAGAGCCGGACUUGGGUGCACAGAGGCAUGGCCCCGGGCAAUCCAAGCCGUAUUUUGGCAUGCCGGCAGGACUACAGCCGUUUGGUCCCUGAUUUCAACAGCCGUCCUUUUAACUGUUUCUAUGUGACAAAUAAUUGAUAGGUAAUUACUCGAACGUGUGUAGUAGUUUAUAAAACGAUUCCAUUUAUUGUGUACCUAGGCGUAAGCAGUGCCCCGGCUCAAAUUUCCAUGAAACCCCGUAGGAAACUCGCGGAAAAGCUCAACGGUUUUUAUACUUUCCUAAGAACUCCACUACCACAUACGCGUUAGCUUCAGUGUGUGUGUGUUUGAGUCUGUUUGUGUGUGUGUGCGUGUGUGUGUGAGUGGGUGAUUGGAUGGUUUUUUUUUCGAAAGGAUAAAACUCUAGGCGAUAGGACUAGACUAAGACUAUGGAAACAGUUCAACUUUCAGAUCAGUGCGAAAUGCUCCUAAGUUAAGUUCUUCCAAAGAAAACGCUUAUUAAUUAUAGCUAAUUGGUAAAUUUGCAAUUCGAACUAACUAUUUAUACAUGCGUACACCAACAUAGGCACACACCACACAUUAAUGUUAAUUUAUCAAAAUUGUAGCCUGAGUUUUCGAGUCGUUGAAUUGUUGUCUGUUAUCGUUACGUUGUGAAUGGGAUAUAGCAUACAUAUAGGGUCCCCCGAGAUCUCUCUACCAAUAAAGCAUAUAUACGAGUUUGUAAGAUAACUGGGGUGCAAGCGGAAAUGCAGAAACUGAGAUGAAAAUGAGAACUAUUUUAAAGAGAGGCGAGAAUCGGUUUUUUUUUUCUAGAAAAUUAUGAGAAUUAUUAACUAAAUGAAGCGUAGGCUAAGCUCUCAGAAAAGCAAACUAUUUCAAAAAUAAUUAUCAUAGCUUACGGAAAUAAUAAUAGCGAAUAACAACAAUAAACUAAUGGUACAGAAUAGUAUGCGUCAGCAUAAGAAUACAUCAAAUAAAUAAAGCAAAACUGAA